AUGGGUUGUGGUUUACCAUCCAAAACUUUCAAGCGCAAAAGUAGCCAAGAUGAAGAAGGAGAUACUUCCCUUCAAGAGCAAUAUAUUUCAUCUCCCUUAAAACUUGGGAGAGACCCUAAUGCUAGCACUUCAAAGGAUGGCCCUUUUGACUAUAAUGUCAAAGGGACGGCUUAUAAGAUCACAGUGGCACUCAUUUCAACCCCUGAGCGGUCUAUCACAAGUAAUUAA
Molecule: messenger RNA, 228 nt
Organism: Blepharisma stoltei
Lineage: Eukaryota; Ciliophora; Heterotrichea; Heterotrichida; Blepharismidae
Source: the annotation of a GenBank genome assembly